UGGCGUCCCAAGAUGGCGUCGUGGCUGCCGGAGACUCUGUUUGAAAUUGUAGGACAAGGCCCGGCGCCGAGCAAAGACUAUUACCAGUUGUUGGUCACUCGGACUCAGGCAAGUGCGAGCCGCGGGUUCCUGUCUCUCCUGACCCCCUUCCCCGCCCGGCCGGGCCCCGCGAUGCGGCCCGCUCCAGGCAAACAGCCACCGUGGCCUGCCGGAAGCGCCGCGUCUCAGCUCACAACGAGAGAUCUCCCCUCGUCACCUCUGCUCCGCGGCCUGAAAGUCGGUUCUCUCCCCGAGGCCGUCUCGUCGCUGGCGAGCCUUCCUUGCCUCCCCACCCCCAAUGCCGACCGCUUCCCUUCCUACCUCCCGGCUUCCUACCCGCUGCGUUCCCUCCGCGCGCCAGAGAAAAACAGGCGUCCCUGCUUGCGUGCCGCCUCACCUCAGCGUGGGAAGGAGGGAAAGAAAGACUCAGCCAAGUGUCCCAAGGAGGAGCCGGCAGGGGGAGAAAGGGACGGUCUCUUCCAGGAUGAUCUUUAGAUGGUGGAAGAUUUCUCUGAGAAGCGAGUUUCGGACAGCAAAACCUGGAGAGAUAAAGGAAACCCAUGAAGACUUCCUAGACAACUCUAAUCUUCAAGUACAAAUCGCCUUAGUAUUUGGUGCAAGAGUAUUAGACUAUGUCUUCAACCUGUGCCAAGGUAAAUUUGACUACCUGGAGCGGCUAUCGGACAAACUGCUGCUGAAGAUCAUCUACUACCUGGACCUCGAGGAUAUUGCCAGGCUCUCGCAGACAUCCAGCAGGUUUGCCAAGCUGUGCAAGUCUGACUCGCUGUGGGAGCAGAUAGUUCAUUCAUUCUGUGACACCAUCACCCCUGACAUGAGGGCCCUGGCUACGGAUGUGGGCUGGAGACAGGUGUUCUUCACCAACAAGAUCCAGCUGCAGAGGCAGAUCCGCAAGAAGAAGCAGAGACACGGAAAGCACAAGGAGAAGCAUAUUUAGGGGCCACGGUGCUUCUCUUCAGGUCCGAUCUUGUCCUAAUGACAGCCAUUGCCGAUUCCAGGAAUCACCUGAAAAUCCCACUUUGAACACACAUGCAAAUCCGCCCAGCGCCUUGCUUGAGCAAACCACCCCUGUCCUGCCCAGGCCAACCCAUGGCCCACAUACCUAGGGCUACAAGACAGGAAGCCUCUCAGGCCACCACCUUCCCCAUCUCCUGCUGCUCCUGAGGGAAAAGGCGCUUGUUGUGUAUGAACUAACAAUAAAGAGU
Chionomys nivalis (European snow vole) is the source of this 1262-nucleotide messenger RNA. RefSeq names its product F-box protein 36 (gene Fbxo36). The coding region runs from base 338 to 994 and encodes 218 amino acids. Gene Ontology annotation, molecular function: protein binding. Lineage: Eukaryota; Metazoa; Chordata; Mammalia; Rodentia; Cricetidae. The transcript is spliced from 4 exons. The record is from RefSeq and is a predicted model, not a curated record.